Molecule: messenger RNA, 1226 nt
Organism: Capsella rubella
Lineage: Eukaryota; Viridiplantae; Streptophyta; Magnoliopsida; Brassicales; Brassicaceae
Product: non-functional pseudokinase ZED1
Exons: 1
Coding region: 74-1084 (336 amino acids)
Biological process (GO): cell surface receptor signaling pathway; protein phosphorylation
Cellular component (GO): plasma membrane
Molecular function (GO): protein serine/threonine kinase activity; ATP binding
Source: RefSeq, a predicted model, not a curated record
CCAAAGUUACGAUUUUUCUCUGUAAGAUUUUUACUUUCGAAUUUGUCUUCUCACUCUCUGCUCCAAUCAUCUAAUGAGAAGGAACGAGAAGAAGAAAAAAAGAUUGGAUUUGAAGAACGGAGGGAUUCUGUUGGAGGAGCUAAUCGCUUCGUUCGACGGCAAAACCAAUCCGAUUCGUUGCUUCUCCUCCGAUCAAAUCCUUAAAGGGACUGACAAUUUCUCCGAGAGCCGAGUUAUCUCCAGUUGGGGAUAUUUCAUUUGGUACAGAGGCGUGAUCGAAGACAGACCAGUUUCGAUCAAGAAAUGGUCGAGUCAAAAUCUCUCAAGCUUCACAGAAGCGUAUCGAGAUAUCUCUGUAUCCUCUCAGAUGAGUGGACACAAGAAUGCUCUUAAGCUUAUAGGGUGUUGUCUGGAAUUUGAUCUUCCAGUUUUAGUCUGUGAGUACACAGAACACGGACCGCUUAAUAGAGACGGUGGAAUCUCAAGCGGAGAGGUUUUGCCUUGGAAAGUGAGAUUGAAGAUUGCUAAAGAGAUAGCUAGUUCUGUGACUUAUCUCCACACGGCGUUUCCAGAGACUAUAAUCCAUCGGAAUAUAAAUCCGACGAACAUUUUCAUUGACAAGAAUUGGACGGCGAAGCUUUCUGAUUUCUGGUUCUGUGUUGCAAUACCAGAAGGAGAACUCUUUGUAGAAGAUGCUGUCAAAGGUGUGAUUGGUUUUGUUGAUCCAGAUUAUUACUGGACAAUGAAAGUUACAGAGAAAGUUGAUAUUUAUAGCUUUGGUGUUGUGAUGUUGGUUUUGUUGUCUGGAAGAGCUGCUGUCUUUAAUGGACCUGGAGAGACUCCUAUCUCCCUUAACGAUCAUGUGUCCGAGGUAGUGGAGAGAAAUGGCUUUGAUGAGAUUGUUGAUAAGGAGAUAUGGAAAGAUUUUGGUGGUGGUGGUGAUGAUGAUUUGGUUCUGAGACGGUCACAGGUUGAAGCUUUUCUGAGGUUAGCUUUGAGGUGUGUAAGAUACAAGAAAGAAGAUCCAGUGAGUGGUAUGCUUGAAGUUGCCAAAGAGCUCAAAUUGAUUGAGAAACUCUCUUAGUUAGUCUUCCUUCAUUUGUUAGAUUUAAUAUUCUUGAAAGUAUGAUAACCUCUAAGAAAGUUUUAGUGAUGUCUUAAUGUGUUAAUGUCUUUCAUCUGUUUCAAAUCUUUUGAAGUAUUUAUCUUUUCAUUUUCUUUCGAAA